This is a messenger RNA of Bacidia gigantensis, 399 nucleotides long. RefSeq lists its product as uncharacterized. NCBI's taxonomy places the organism in Eukaryota, Fungi, Ascomycota, Lecanoromycetes, Lecanorales, Ramalinaceae. The record is from RefSeq and is a predicted model, not a curated record. Gene Ontology annotation, cellular component: mitochondrial outer membrane. Bases 1 to 399 code for a protein of 132 amino acids. The transcript has 3 exons.
AUGGGAUAUGCAGCAUAUAGAGCGUGGAACACUGGCAUUACUUCUCUCAACCCUGACACUGUUGCCCUUACAAAACAAGGCGCGACACUCUACACCAUUCAGCUUGGGCUGAAUUUAAUUUGGAUGCCUCUUUUCUUCGUCUGGGAGCGGCCGAUCGAAGCUUCUAUCGAUAUUACGUUGUUGACAGGGGUCACGGGCUACCUCACCUAUAUUUGGUCACAGGUAGAUCCCGUGGCGUCGUGGGCGCUCACUCCGUAUCUCGGCUGGCUUGGUUUCGCAACGUAUCUUUGUGUUGGGGCUGGGCAGUUGAACGAUUGGGAAUUCAAGAGCAAGGAAAAAGAUAAGCCUGCCGGCAAAGGCCCGGAUGGAACGACAUACAUUAAUGAGAAGAAAGAGUAA